AUGCGACGAUGCAAUUACGGCGGCGAUCGCGCCGGAAAUGAUGGCCUCAAAUUGCUCCCGCCUUCAACUCAGACCGUUUCGUUUCUUUUUUUUUCAAGUCGCCAUUUUCGAAACGUCUUACUGAAUGCAAGAGGCAGCGAGCAACCACCAGCCACGCGAACUCAGUGCUGGGCGGUGUUGUCGUCGCUGACUUGGCGCUCAGGUGGCGCGGGCGUGCAAGGUAAAAGACUGAUCAGAGUCUCUCAUAUUCAGAGAUCAUGCUGGCUACAGUGUACAAUCGCGUUUACUGUGCCAAAAGGUUCGCUGAGAAACCGUUCAGAGGGUGGACCACACGAGCGGUAG
Molecule: messenger RNA, 342 nt
Organism: Phytophthora nicotianae INRA-310
Lineage: Eukaryota; Oomycota; Peronosporomycetes; Peronosporales; Peronosporaceae
Exons: 1
Coding region: 1-342 (113 amino acids)
Source: RefSeq, a predicted model, not a curated record